CGAGGCGACCGAUAGUCGCAAUUGGUCAGGUAUAAUUGGUGGUUCAGUGAUUUUGCUCGACUGUGAAUGUGAUUUAGUCAGAUUUUCGGGAUAAUCAUCGCCAGAGGAUUAGAACUCGGGUGUAUUUCGUGGAUAGAAAUUGUCAAAGGCAACGUCCGCACGCAGAGGUCAUUACCAGACGUGUACGUUGUAUAGUUUUCCUAAUCGUGAUGCUGUCAAAAUUGAUGAGGGGUGCAUACUCUACGGAAGAUACGUGCUGAUAUGGAGGUGGUCGAGAAUCCCUGGAUUUACAGGGCUAUUUUACUUGGAAGGUUUCCCAAAUAUAAUAAAAUAUCAAUAAAAAAGGACGCCAAUCGCACGCGAUACGAUUUGGGGAAAAUAUUCAUAAUAGUUUAACAACGCGAUCAGCUGUUGGACGCGUACAACGACCCGUCGUAUCGCCACCUCGAUCACGUCAUAGCCAUUUAAAAAAGCUAACCUUUCAUACUCCGUUUUACCGAUUACAUAUUUUUCCAACCCCCGACAUUCACGACAAAUUAAAUUCCGAAACAUGGCUUCGACUUCCAAUACAUCGGCUCAGGUCCUUAUAAAUAAAGGAAAACGCGGUGCUGCAGCUUACAUUCAUGCCGAAUGCAGCAAUCGGACAAAUAGUAACAUCGCAUCUUCCGGUUCUCCGACUCACCUCAAUGAACUUCUCGACAUUCUUCUCAUACCGAGCAAGGCUAUCGACGACUGGGAAACAAUUGAUUGGUGCAAAUGGUUGAUGGCUGGCGGUAGAACACCUGAUGAAUUUACGAACACCGUGAGAAUUUAUGACAACGCGACAACUUGUGGACUCGUCUGGACUCCUAACUUUGUUGCCUAUCGUUGUCGCACCUGCGGUAUUUCCCCGUGUAUGUCUUUGUGCACGGAGUGCUUCAAGAAAGGUAAUCAUCACCGUCAUGACUUCAAUAUGUUUCUCAGCCAAGCGGGAGGAGCCUGCGAUUGCGGUGACACAUCAGUCAUGAAAGAAACAGGAUUUUGUGAUAAGCAUGGGCCAAAAGCUGCGGUCAAUAAAGUAGCUGCACCAUCGGAUCUAAUGUGUGUCGCUGAAGCAAUAAUGCCUAGAAUUAUUCUACGUCUUAUACAAUACCUGCGAGACAAUUGCAAAGUGAAGGCUCCUGAUGAUUAUAGACUAGCUAUACAAGACGCAGAUGCUUAUCUCACAAUGCUGCUAGAUCUGAACAAUAUGGGAGCGUUGAUGCGUCAUGUUAUAACAUCUGCGCUAACAAAUCCUCAAAAAUAUCGCAAUCUUAUGGAUGCUGCAGCUGCCCCCAGCAGUUCUGGUCAGUCAGAGUAUCACAAUUACUGCCACAAUAGUAACGAGAUCUAUCAAGAUGCUGUCAAGUCAUUGCCAAAUCCUGAACCACCUGAUGAAUACAAAGAAUGCGCAUCGCUUCAAGAACAUUUGAAGCAUUCGACGUUUUUGGAAGAAUUAGUUUUUUGGACAGUAGCUUAUGAAUUUCCCCAGAAACUAGUCUGCCUCUUGCUAAACAUGCUUCCCGAUCCCGAUUAUAAAGAAGCUCUGACUCGAGCUUUUGUUCUACACUACAGCCGAAUUUCUAUGAUGUUGGAGCGUUCUCAAGAUCCUGAUACUCUGAGCAAUCGAGUCGUACACAUCAGUGUACAGCUGUUUAGUAACGAGAAAUUAGCUCUGCGCAUGGUAGACCAACUGAAGUUGUUACAUGUCAUGGUGAUCAGUCUCAAAUACAUGAUGAGCAAAAUCCUCAUUCAGAACACGUUGCACGAUCCAGACAAAAAUUUUCACUACGUAGUAGACUGCGGACGCCAAGUGAUGAAGGAGCACUGCUACUGGCCACUUGUGUCAGAUUUGAACAAUGUCCUCUCACAUAAGCCAGUCGCUGUGCGAUUUAUGAGCGACGAUAGUCUCCUUGAGAUGUGGUUUGACUUUCUCUCUAUGUUUCAAGGCAUGAAUGUAAACCAAAGGGAGAUGAACGACCACGUAGAAUUUGAGCCAAAUACUUACUAUGCUGCGUUCAGCGCAGAGUUAGAAGCAAGUGCUUACCCAAUGUGGGCACUUGUAUCUCACCUAAGAGGUCCAGAGAACCUGGUGCUGAGUCGCAGAGUACUUACAGUAUGUUUGACAGCUUUACAAGACUGGUUAGACGCCAUAAAUUACACCCAUCCAAACGUGAGUGACAGUCUGCAGGUGUCGUUUCAUCUGCCUCUCCAUAGAUAUUUCGCAGUAUUUAUGUGCCAAGCUGUCCAGCAACAGGGAGCUGUUCUUCACGAUUUACUACCACCCACCGACAUGUUGCACCUCAUCAUGAUGCAUCCACUGCGAGUUCAGGUGGCCUCUUACGAAAUCCAUAAUAAAUUGUGGGUGCGUAAUGGUGUUCAAAUACGGGGCCAAGCUAUGACUUACAUACAAUGUAACUUUUGCAAUUCGAUGGUAGACGCGGAUGUUUAUCUGUUACAAAUCUGCGCCAUUCAGUUGCAGCCUGAGAUCUUUUUGAAAACCGUCAUUGACAAAUUUCAUGUGUAUGAAUGGAUGAGCCUGAACAUUUACCACCCACCGCAGAAUGAGUAUUUAGAAGGAGAACACGAUACCCCGAUGCUGGAAAGUUGCCUGACAUUUUUGGCGACUCUUGUUAGCGUCCGCACUAAUUUAGGUCUUUCAGAUCCUGAAUUAUCUUGUCUAGAAAUGGUCACCCUACUAUGCAUAGGCGACAAAACCCACAGCCAACUUAUGGAGCUUAUGCCUGAACGAUGUGGGACAACGGCUAAUAGGGAGUUCGAGACUGUCCUCGCUGAGGUCGCACAGUAUAGGGCACCCAGUCUAGAGGCUAGUGGAAAUAUGCAGCAGGGAAUGUAUGGACCAAAAUCACGCGUUUGGGAUGAGCUGUUCGAUCCUCUUCACGUCUUACUCAGGGCUGUACAUCGCACGGAUUUUCAAGUCUCUAUGGACAGAUUUACCGAGUAUGUUAAACAAACUGGACAACUUAAGAGUGGCGCAACACCAUGGCCUCCGUUCCGUCACCCUGCUCCUGUUUCUUCCGACUAUGACGAUCCGAGACUUGUCCUCCGUUCGCGAGUUUUCCAUGCAAUGAUUCUCGUCGUACUCCACAAAUCAGUGAAUGGUCACAACGUUUCCGAACACAUCAUGGCCUUGGCCAUUUAUUUACUUGAAAUGGCUGUUAUGACCGCUGAAGUUCCUGAAAAAUCCACGAAUCCAGUUUGUCGAUACAGUGGCGGAGGGGUAACUCGUGUAAUAAAAGACAUGGACUUAGCAGGCUGGUUUGAAGGAGACAGUUUAUCUGAAAAUCUGAGGACAAUAAUACCUCGUGUAACUCUAGUCCAGGAGCCUGAGUCUAACAGUUCCGACAGUGAAUUUGAGUGGGAAAUCCAUGAUUCUGUGACAGAUAUCUCGACUUCUUUAACGCUGCAUGAUGAACGAAAUGACAUUCUUGCACUGCCGCCGUUAGACAUCACCGAGGACAAUGACGAACCAGCCCUACCAAUGGAUCAAUACCCUCUACAAGCUCUACCAUCCACUGGUGGCGAAUACAUGGUACCUGAAGAUCGAAUUGUCGCUUUACCAUCACGUACAAACAGUGAUGAUGAUUUGGUACCAACAUCGCCAAGAGCUCUACCACAAUCAACCGAUGAAAUAAUGACUGUGGCUGUAGCUCUUCCCGAGCCUGGGCUCAUACCCGAGGAUGGCGCGAUCGCUGGUCAAGCAGCUUUACCUCCAGCACCUCUACGCCCUGCAGUUAUGCCAGGCAACGAAAUUGUGUCCACGCCAAUGAUGUAUCCUGAACUUAGUAUUAGGGGGGUAACGUCGACGGAAAUUGUCCCAUCUACUUUGAAUCCUCAUAGUCAUUUUAAGAGGAAAGAACCUCAGUCGGGAUCUUCUCAACCUCAGACAAUCCCAGUUGGGGAGAGCAUAAUCUCGUUGCUGCUUAGGCUGCAUUCGCAGUUGUCAGGGGCGCCAGACAGCUAUAAUCCUGAACAAUUAAAUCUAACAACUGAUAAUGAAGCCAGCAGUAGUAGUAGCAGCUCCGCGAGGAUACCUCCUCGAGAAUCUCGGAUUGGUGAUGGUCCAUUUUUCAUAUCUCAACUCUUGAAUAAAAUUGGAAAUCUAGAUCCUGUAUGCAAGGAAAAUAUUAUGGAAACUAGGAAUAGACUUUGGCCUCGUAUGCACGAAGAUGAACAAUGCGAAAAAGAAAAUCGUGAGAGAGAGGAACGACGUCGGAGAGCCAAAGAGAGACAAGAAAAAGUUUUGGCAGAUUUCCUCGAUCAGCAAAAGAAAUUCAUGGAAACAAAUAUGGAGACUGACGAAGCCGGUGUAUCGAAUAUGGACUGCAGCGAGCAGGAAGAGCCGACAAAGUUAGCUAGUAAGAAAGAAUACGACUGUGUAAUAUGCAAUCAAACAACUCCCAGCAGCGAGGACAAGCCAAUGGGACUUGUGGUAUUGGUUCAGGCAACAAGUGUAAUCAGUCACGAAAGGCAACACCCUGAACGACUCGUGCUUCCGACAUCAGACGAAGAUCCACCCAUUUCCAAAAGUAACACUCGGAGCGCACAUUUUGAGCAGAGAAUCUCAGAGAUGAAUCGAGACUUCGACACUCCAUCCUGGCUGUUGUCCGUGAAUAUUGGUUGGGAAGGCGGAGUUCACGUUCAAACUUGCGGGCAUCACUUGCACUUGGACUGCCUUAAGUCUUACUUGGAAUCGCUGAGAAGUCAACACCGUCUACAAAAUCUGGCUGUCGAUAGAGGAGAAUAUUUCUGCCCGCUCUGUAGGCAACUGGCAAAUUCAGUUUUACCCCUGUCACCACAGCUCGGAGAGUGUGCCGCUGUUGUCCGUUCGCGACACGCCUCUCCUAUGGCUAUUCUGACAGAAUUGAACUCUUUUCUCAAAGAAAUACAACGAAAUCCAUUUCAUUGCUUUCAGAUAUCUUCGAACUUAGCUGUCGCUAUGGGAAAGGCUAUGGAAGAUAUGACGAGUAGCACUUACUUGAGGUAUAACCAGAGGAACGCUACACCUAGUCACCAAAGUCUGUUUCUCUUCGUUACUUCUGUAGCACGCACUAAUUUUGAGAUAGAAUUGGUUCAGAGAGGUGGUUCCUUGUGUGCAGCAUCAGCAGUGUCUGCACCGCUCACACCAAAACGAGAUUGCAUUGUCGCCCUUCUUCACGUGCUCGCGAUGCACGCACGAGUAUUAACCAAUUGGCCAGUAUGGCAAACUUGGCAACAACUUUCGGGACUCCUUCCCGAACCAGCAGCUCCACUUGCUUUGACACUAAUCGAGAAUGAAGUUCCGCUUCUACUCAGGGACCCCACAGCUCUCCUGAUACAAUUCGUGUUGUUACUUCCUCUUCAUUUAGAUCAGACUUAUUUCUCCAGUGUGGUAAAAGUCGUCUACAACCUCCUCUACUAUCAAGUGAUCAUCCAAAUUAGUUACAAUUUGUCACCUGUGGACAGAAGUACCCUGCUGAGGCGAGGGCGAGCUUGCCAAGGAGCUCCAACCACGUUGGAAGAGGCUCUUUACUCAGUUGUCAGCUACUUUAGUAACACUGAGCUCUAUCAGCGUAGUUCGGCUUUAAUGCAUUCUGCUAGAUUCAACAUCCAAUUGUUGGAGCCUCAAGUUCAAAAGCUCUGUUUGCCUUUUCUUCGGGUAGCUGCUCUGUUACGAUAUCAUUUAUACGAACAGCCGCUGCCUCUGGUUCGGACCCCUCAAACUGAGUUUGUUCGAUUAGUUUACUAUUUAGAGCUGGUCACAGAAGGUAUGGACUGGGAAUGCUUCAAUUCGGCCGUAGCACUGAAUUGGCAAGACAGCGAGGCGAGCUUGACUGUCCCACGGCUUUGGUUAGAUCAAUUUAAUGCGUUUGUUAAUCGAAGCGUGGACUCAGCCCGGAGCUUGAUCACCACCCAACAUAUAUAUUGGCAGGUUCCAAAGCUACUAAAUCUUCCAAGGGAGUAUGAAAAAAUCUUCACGUAUUACCACGAACGACAGUGCCGUCAGUGUCACUCCGUGCCCCAAGAAACAACCAUAUGUCUUUUGUGCGGAACCAUUGUUUGUCUCAAGCAAAACUGCUGCAAGCAACAAAACGUUUGCGAGGCUGUUAAGCACUCGGUUGACUGCGGUGGAGGGACCGGUAUAUACCUGGUUGUUACGUCAACGUAUGUUAUUGUGAUACGAGGAAAAAGAGCUUGUUUGUGGGGUUCUUUGUACCUCGACGAGUUCGAUGAGGAGGAUAGGGAUCUGAAGCGAGGCAAACCCUUAUAUCUGAGUCAGGAUAGAUACCAGCUAUUGGAACAGCAGUGGAUUGCUCACAGAUUUGACCAUACAAAGAAAACUUGGGUAUGGCACCGUGACGCGUUAUGACUAGUUACAUUAUUCAACAGUCAGUAAUCCAACACAACACAUCAGAAAUACAUGCCUAAUAUUGUUUCAAUUUUGAUUUUGAUGUGUAACGAGUGAUCCGAUGCCUCGCCAAUGAUGAUAAUAACGCUUUAUGGAAUAACACAUUGCUCUGAUAGUUUAUAGUUAAUAUAUUUAUUACGCGGCAAUGUUUCAACUAGGUAUAAUAGUAAUAUUAUUAUUAAUAAUAGUAAAAAUAAGAAUAAUUAUCGAAAGUAUUAAGACGUGAUGACAAGAGCUGGGCUAAAUUUGUUCAUAUUAAUAGAUCUUGAGUAAUUGUAUUGGAAAUUUAUAUUGUCCCAAGUCAACAAUGUAUAUUUUAUUUAAGUAUACAUACAUAUACAUGAAAAAUGUCUUAAUAAAAAAAAAAAAAAAACCUUAAAACAAAUAAAAAAAUAUAAUAAUUAUGUAGUGUCUACUAUUAGUGGUCGCGUUAGGCGGGCGAAAAUUAAAUGUAUAAUUUAUGAGUCGCUGUAAUGGGUUCAGUACUUGAAGAACUGAGUGUUUUUGCUUCGCGACGACCAUUAGAUAGAAUUUCAGUCUUUAAUCAGUCAUCAAAAGAACCUAAUUCCAAUAACAGGAUGGAAAGUGCGACGAAAUUGUUGAACUGAGAAUGACCUUAUUAAAAACUCCGAUUUACUGUAAUAAUAUUCAAUACUAGAAAAAUUGAUAAUAAUUUGUUGGCAUUUCGUACGAGGCAGUUAAAGAAGUCGACAAAUAUUCAAGAUUAUUGAUAAAUAAUUAAUCUGAAGUGUGGAAGUUUUGGCAGUUACUUAAAUUUGCGUGCUGAAAUACUAACAUCAAUAAUAGUGAUGAUAUUAUUAAUAAUCGUAAUAAUAAUAUUGAUAAUGAUAGGCUGUGUAUAUGAUACGGUGUAAUUUAUUCACCCACAUACAUAUUACUUGUACAUCUUUAAGAUUUGAGUACCUAGUGUAGAAGCUUUCCUUUCAUGUUGCAUUAGCCACCUAGUCUUGAAGCGAAGGAAAUUUAUCUACCAUCAACCCGAGAAAAACGAUGAGAAAAGUAUAAAAAAAAUUACUUUCGUCAUCAGCUCAAAAUUCACAAUUUUAAAUCUUUACCACUGUUUGAUUUGAAAAUGCAAGAAACAUUUCGCUUACUCUUGAGAAAGGUAUUGAAUAAUACAUGUGUUGUGUUUUACUUUUUUUUCUUCCUUAUUUACUUUUUUGGUCGCAACAGAGGCAUUGGGAACAAGAAAUUUAUAAUUAUCUGUUGCCCGAUUCAACGUAAAUACAGAGCAGGAUGGACAUUUUUUAAAGAGAUACAUUGUUAGCAAACAUCUAUGCCUCGACAGAAUUGUAACAUGGAGCAAGCGUUAUGUGGUUUGUGGGUUCUUGAAAGUAAAAAUAUAUCCGCGUUAAUAAUCAACGAGAUGAGUAACAAGUAGAGUUUAGAGUGGUGUCAGAUGUAUAUUUAAAAAUACGAAGAUAAAAAUACAAAAAUAAAAAUUAAUUGUGACAAAACCAAUGGACGUUACUGAAAAUAUUAGCAAUAUCGCUAUAAUUCACUUCUUCAACAACCAUUUAUUUUACAAUUGCGAACUAGUUUUAUCGAUUGUUUAUAUCGAUCACGUGUUCACUAAUUACGCAUUGCGUAUUUUGUUUGUGUAAAUAACAUACAUGAUCUAUUAUUUUAUAGCCAUGUUGUUACAUGUUGGGCAAAACUUAAUUGUGUAAGAAUAAUCAUUAUUG
Messenger RNA from Diprion similis, 8133 nucleotides. RefSeq names its product E3 ubiquitin-protein ligase Ubr3 (gene Ubr3). The transcript is spliced from 29 exons. Gene Ontology annotation, biological process: ubiquitin-dependent protein catabolic process via the N-end rule pathway; protein ubiquitination. Gene Ontology annotation, molecular function: zinc ion binding; ubiquitin protein ligase activity. Bases 551 to 6388 code for a protein of 1945 amino acids. Gene Ontology annotation, cellular component: cytoplasm; ubiquitin ligase complex. The record is from RefSeq and is a predicted model, not a curated record. Lineage: Eukaryota; Metazoa; Arthropoda; Insecta; Hymenoptera; Diprionidae.